AUGGUAGAUAAUGUGAAUCCAAUUUUUCUUUACUUAGUCAUAGGUACUUGUACUUUAACAGCAAAGCAAUUACCUGCACCAAUCACUAGAGUGACUUGUCCCCCUGGAUGUACAGAAGGAGACCUAUGGGGAACUGUUAUCUACACGAAGGACUCUUCUGUCUGCACAGCUGCUACACAUACAGGAAUUGUCACAGCAGGAAGUGGAGGAGAUGUUAUUGUACAGCAAAAGCCAGGACUAGAAAGCUAUAUACCGUCCACUAGAAAUGGAGUAGCUUCGAAGAGUCAGGGACCACAGUCUGGAUCAUUUGUGUUAAGCCAAGUGUAUGAAUAUCUCUCAUUAAGGCAAAAAGACGAUUUAGAAAAAGGAAAGAGUUUGGAUGCUCCCAUACCAUCAGUCAUAGGUACUUGUACUUUAACAGCAAAGCAAUUACCUGCACCAAUCACUAGAGUGACUUGUCCCCCUGGAUGUACAAAAGGAGACCUAUGGGGAACUGUUAUCUACACGAAGGACUCUUCUGUCUGCACAGCUGCUACACAUACAGGAAUUGUCACAGCAGGAAGUGGAGGAGAUGUUAUUGUACAGCAAAAGACUGGACAGGAAAGCUAUAUACCGUCCACUAGAAAUGGAGUAGCUUCGAAGAGUCAGGGACCACAGUCUGGAUCAUUUGUGUUAAGCCAAGUGUAUGAAUAUCUCUCAUUAAGGCAAAAAGACGAUUUAGAAAAAGGAAAGAGUUUGGAUGCUCCCACACCAUCAGUUAAAGAACAAUGUUCUUACACAGCCAAGCAACUACCUGCCAAAUACACUGUUGUUAUUUGUCCUCCGGGCUGUCUUACACAGAAGGAUAAUGUCUGGGGAUGUGACACUUAUACAGAGGAGUCUUCAGUAUGUGCAGCUGCCAUCCACUGUGGGGAAAUUACCAACAAAGGGGGCAAAGUGGUAGCCCAGAAGACGCUAGGACAGUACAAAUAUGGAUCUUGUACAAGAAAUGGAAUAAAAACAAAACAUUCUGGCCCAUCAUUUGGAUCAUUUGUGUUCAUCUCCUUAGCGAAAUUACAGAGCACUCUUUCUACCCAAACUCAUGAACAGCCACCACAGACAGACGUUCAAAGGGACCUUAAUGAAGGAUCAGGAAUGAAUUGGGAUGCUUCCACAUCAACAGAAAUGAAGUUGGAUACAAAAUCAGGUACUACAUUCAACAGUCAAGUUGAUUAUCGGUACCUUUUAAAGGCGUAA
This is a messenger RNA of Bufo gargarizans (Asiatic toad), 1236 nucleotides long. Its product is annotated as cysteine-rich secretory protein LCCL domain-containing 1-like. The record is from RefSeq and is a predicted model, not a curated record. Bases 1 to 1236 code for a protein of 411 amino acids. The transcript is spliced from 14 exons. Lineage: Eukaryota; Metazoa; Chordata; Amphibia; Anura; Bufonidae.